This is a messenger RNA of Brassica oleracea var. oleracea, 1734 nucleotides long. RefSeq lists its product as uncharacterized. Bases 1 to 1734 code for a protein of 577 amino acids. The record is from RefSeq and is a predicted model, not a curated record. The transcript has 6 exons. NCBI's taxonomy places the organism in Eukaryota, Viridiplantae, Streptophyta, Magnoliopsida, Brassicales, Brassicaceae.
AUGGAUGAUGCUGAAGUUAAAUCAAGGGAUUUCCCACCAAGACUUUACCUUGAAGGGUCUUCUAACCUAGAUGAACUGGUGAACUCUCCCAUUGGAGUAGUUGCUAGGCUAGCUGAACGCGAAAGCAUGUGGUCUGGUAGGACCGUGCACUAUCUACUGUGUAGACAGCUGCAAGCUAUAAAGAAGGAGAUAUGGUGUCUCGUGGCUGAUGAGGCUAUCAGGUUUAGCUUGCUCGAGUUUGGUGAGAUCACUGGGCUAAACACAGGUCCAUUGCUAACAGAAAAAUUUGAUCCUGGUCAAUACAACGAGUUUUGGGGGGAGUUGAAGGUGCCGCUUGGGAUGGGACCAAAGUUAGAUGAACUGAAGGUGCGUGUGAGGAGAAUGGUUUUCAAGGACUCAAUUGAAGAGAUGUUUCCUAUUUGGCCGGGUGAAGAUGAUGACCCACAACUUGGGAAUGCAAAGGGGAAGGGGAAGGGGAAUGAGAAGAAGAGAAUGAAGGGUGGAGUUUCGUCAGAAGCUGAGCCACCCACUAAGAAGCAGAAGAAAGUUAAGACACAUAAUGAGUCUGAAGCUGAUGCAGCGGGAAAGGGUUCUAGCGAGAAUGAAGGUAGCAAAGAGUUGGAGUUGGAGAACAAAGCGACUCUAACGACCAUUAUGAAUACUCUGGAUAUUAUUUCUGGAAAAAUUGAUCAGGUUGACUCACGGUUGGAAGCUUACGAGUUAGACCGGAACAGGUCAUUGAUGGACCAAAAGGCCAUUGAAGACAGAGUGAAUUAUUUACUGGAGGAGCGUCUGAAAGAUCUGGGGAUUGGUGCAGGCAGAUGCUGCGUUUGCACUGCGUUUAAGAGGAAGGAGAAGGCUGAGGCUAAGGAAAAAGCUGUUGAGAAUAAGAAAAAAGAGGCUGAAGCUAAGAAAAAUGUGGCUGAGGCUAAGAAAAAAGAGGCUGAGUUAAAGAAGAAACAAGAGGCUGAGCUAAAGAAGCAAAACCAGGCUGGGUCAAAGUACAAAAAGGUGACUCCACCGCGUGACGGUGUAAGAAGAUGCAAGGUGCAACCUGAUGUAGAGGAUAGUUCAUUGGCUGAUAUAACUGACGAAGUUGUUACAGAACAGAACGAAUUCACGCCGGAGUCUGAUGUCGAGAAUUCUGAAGUGGUUAGAUCUGCCAUAAUUAAGGAGUACCAGGAGAAAAGUGUUCGGUUAACUCCAAAAGGGUUGUCAAUGACGGCAGUUUCUUCAUCAUUAGUUUUUCCGAAGGUAGGACAUGAUGGAACUACGUGCAUGAGGAAGAAUGUUACUCCUUCAUCAGCAAUAUAUGACCCUCUAGCACCUGUUGAUCCGGCGCUAUUGGAGAAACUUAUGCAACACAUCAAGGCAAUUCCACCCAAACCACCAGCACCACCAGGUAAAAAAGAAGUACUAAUAGCUGAUCAUGAGAGUGACUUUUACAGCAUACUCAUCCAUGAGAGACCGUGGCCGGAGGAUGAGUAUGGAUGGGUGUUUGAUAAUCAUGUCGUGGCGUAUAUGAACGUCCUCAUUAAAAGGUCCAUGCGAGAGCCCACUCCAUUCUGGUCCAAGCGGAUUGCCUUCGUUGAGGUUUGGUGGCAAAGUUUUUUGAUUCACGAUUACGGUCAGUUCAAGAUGAAACCCACAAUGUUCUUGUUCAAAGGCAAUGGUUAUGAAGAUAUGAUAAAUGGUAGGAUUCCCGAUCAUUGUCGAACAAACUUGAAGUGGUAA